AUGGAAACCAACAACAAUAAUAAUAAUAAUAAUAUAAAUAAUAUAAAUAAUAUAAAUAACAAUAUAUAUAAUAAUGAGGGAGUAGAAUUACAAAAUGUUACAUCUAACGAAAAUAAUAAUACUAAAGAAAUCCAAAUAAUUAAUUACAAUGAAAAGGAUUUAGAAAAAAAUGAAAGCUCCCCAUCUGAUGAUGAUAAAAAAGAAAUGAAAAAUUUUCAAAGUAAAUACAGUAAAUAUAACCCAAGAUUUUAUUUAACUGAAUACUGGGACGAGUGUAAAAUUAUUUUUGCUUCAAUGUUUUAUAAAUUCGCUUUUGAAACUUAUUCAAGUGCUCUUGGUCUCGUUGUCCUUACAAGAUUUGAAAAUGAUAACGGUGUUACAUUUUUAGCAAUUAUGAAUAUUAUUUAUUUUUUAUCACAAUCAAUUGGAUCAAUGUUAGUAUCACCAUUUGUUAAAAAAUAUAGAGCUAGUAGAGUUACAUCAUGUGUUAUGUUUUCAAUGGCAAUUUUAAUUACAGUUUUUAUUAUAAUAUGUGCAUCUACUGGUACAAAGAUAAGUGUUGAUCAACUUGGAUCAUGGAAUCGUUAUUUGGUGGUACCAUUGUAUUGCUUAAUGGGAAUUUUCGUUGGUAUGAUUGAGGUUAGUAGAAAAUUAACACCAAGACAAAUAUUGGGAAGUGAUAAUAAGAAAUUAUCAAAAUUGAAUGGUUACAUUCAUUUAUUCUAUGAAAUUUCCGGUACUGGUGGUGCUUUCCUUUCAACUCCAUUGAUUGAAAAAUUAGGACCAGUUUUCGCUUUAUCUCAUCAACCAGUUUUCUUUUUACUAGGUGCCAUAUUCUUCUUUUGGGUUUCACAACCAUUCCCACCAACUGUUAUAAAGACUCCAAAAGAUGUACAAGCUGAAAAAGAUGGUAUAAUUAUACACUCUUUCAAAACUGUUGGCUCUGGAAUCUACCAUUACUUUUAUUCAUUAUUAGUUGGUGCUCGUCAUAUUCUUAGUGUUAAAUAUUGGUGGAUUAUUACAACCUAUGUAUUACCACAAGUUUUACAUAGAUUAUUAGAGAAUUUAUUAUUCCCAACUUUUGCUAAAAAGGUUUUACACCAAGGCUCUUUAAGUGGUAUCCUUACUGGUGGUUCUAAUUUCGGUGAAGCUGUUGGUUCAAUUUUGGUUGUCAAAUUUGGUAAUAGAUUAAAGAAUCCAUUAUGGUGGGUUAGAAUUGAUGGUCUUUUCUGCUCUUUAGUUUGGGUAUUGGUUUACCCACCAAAAUUAAGUUCUCCAACCGCUAUUGCUUGUUCAAUGAUUCCAAUUUGGACUUUAGUUUCCGCUUUCUGGGCUGCUGGUGAUAUUUCACUCCUUUCAUUCAUCCAAUCAAAAUUCCCAUUAAAUUCUCAUGACAAUCAUGAUAGUGAUAAUGUUCAUCAAGAAAAUUCAGAUACUGAUAGUGAAAAAUCAGAUAUUUCCGAUAUAAAUACUAGUACAACUAAUUUAACUAUUAAACCAAUGACUCCAGAAGAAUCUGUUGAUGAUCUUGCUAAAGAAUUAGGUGAACAAUCUACCAAUAAUAAUCAACAACAACAACAAGAGUCAUCAUCAUCUCAAUCAGUUGAGGUUGAGAAUGAUAUUAGUGACGAAGAUGAUGCUCCAUCAGGUACACCAUUAGCCUCUGUCUUGGGUUUCUUAUUUGCUAUGUAUGCUAUUAUCAUUUCUUUAUUAAGUUAUGGACUUGGUACUGGUAUGGAUAAAUCCGCUGCAAAUGGUGAUAUUAAUGAUGGUUUCUUUUGGAUUGCCGGUGUUGGAUUUACUGUUUGUGGUGGUCUAAUUGUAAUAACUUCUUUCUUUGCUAGAAACAAAGAAUUAAGAAAAUUAUAA
Messenger RNA from Dictyostelium discoideum AX4, 1869 nucleotides. RefSeq lists its product as hypothetical. The record is from RefSeq and is a predicted model, not a curated record. Gene Ontology annotation, cellular component: plasma membrane. Gene Ontology annotation, biological process: transmembrane transport. The coding region runs from base 1 to 1869 and encodes 622 amino acids. NCBI's taxonomy places the organism in Eukaryota, Evosea, Eumycetozoa, Dictyosteliales, Dictyosteliaceae. The transcript has 2 exons.